This is a messenger RNA of Acaulospora colombiana, 155 nucleotides long. The record is from the annotation of a GenBank genome assembly. Lineage: Eukaryota; Fungi; Glomeromycota; Glomeromycetes; Diversisporales; Acaulosporaceae.
UUGCCACCAUCAAAAUCCCCUUCACUGUAAGCAAAUUCUUUAUCAUUAACAAGUUGUAUUCCUCUCAGGCAAGUAGCUGCAAUUGCAUGGUCCAAAAAAUUAGGGUUGGUGUGGGCAAAUUUGCUGUAUCUCCAGGCUACAUAUGUCUCACAUAG